This is a messenger RNA of Loa loa (African eye worm), 1682 nucleotides long. RefSeq lists its product as hypothetical. Gene Ontology annotation, cellular component: membrane. Bases 14 to 1606 code for a protein of 530 amino acids. Gene Ontology annotation, molecular function: transmembrane transporter activity. NCBI's taxonomy places the organism in Eukaryota, Metazoa, Nematoda, Chromadorea, Rhabditida, Onchocercidae. The record is from RefSeq and is a predicted model, not a curated record. Gene Ontology annotation, biological process: transmembrane transport. The transcript is spliced from 10 exons.
UUAUAGAUUUGCAAUGACGAAAAGAAUGACCGAACGAAAAGAUCUUGGAGAUUUCAUUGAGCUUGGUAAAUAUACUGGCUUUCUUUGUUUACUCUAUGAAUUAUUGGUUGUUUCACAAGUUAGCAAUCUUAUCUACAUGAUUUAUGGAGGUGCUGCGGUUCGUGUAGAAGGAUGCGAUGGUUACAUGUUUACCGGUACAACACCAAAACAACAAUGUGCAGAAUACAAUAGUUAUGUGAAUUCAACGGGAGAAUGUGCAGAACCGAUAUUAGGCGCAGAUUUUGAAUCUGUUGGUUAUGAAUUCCAUUAUAUGUGCGAUUCGGCAACCAAGGUUAAAAUGAGUAUAUCAUUGCAAAUGAUUGGGAUUAUGUUUGGUGCGAUGACAUUUGGACAGCUAUCUGAUAUGUUUGGUCGAAGAGCGAUUCUAUUAUUCGGAACGAUUGGCUUAAUUAUUAGCGGUUUGGCAUCAACAUUCGUAAACAAUUUGGUUGCAUUUACAGUUGCACGAUUUUUCGUGAUGUUUUUCACAGGCGGAAAACAUAGCGUUUCUUAUGUUUUCAUGAUGGAAAAUUUGCCAGCCAAACAUCGUAUGUGGAUGGUUACCGUUAUCACCUAUUCCCCUAAUUACAUUGUCUUUACCGGUUUAGCUUACUUAGCCGGUGAAUGGCGUUUGCUGUCACGAAUAGUCGCUCUCUUAACAAUUCUUCCGGGCAUUCUGUUAAUAUUUGCAUUUGAAAGCCCAAGAUGGUUGAUCCAGAAGGGGAAAAUCGAUGAUGCUCGUCAGGCGCUUGUUGGUAUGGGUAGAUGGAAUAAUAAGAACACCCCGGAACGCCUUCAAGACUUGGAUCUCUUGCUGGAUAAAGAACGUGAACGUCUUAGAGAGGCAGCUGGAAAACCGAAAACGAAUUACACGUAUUGUCAUCUUUUCUCAAGCAAAAAUUUUGCUUCAUAUAGUAUCCUUUUCGCUUAUAGCUUGAUGAUUACAAGCAUUAUCUCUUACGGAUUGGUCUUUAAUAUGGAAAAACUUUCGGGUUCUAUCUAUCUGAACACGAUCAUUGUUGGCUCGUUGCGUUAUGCGAUCAAUCUGGUUUGCGCCAUCAUCGACAUCAAAUUCAUUUGGGCUGGUCGACGUCUUCUACAUGGAUUCUCGAUGUUUUUUAUCGCUAUCAGUCUUGGCUUAGUAUUUCUUAUCGUUUUGUUCGGUUUCAAUUUGCAAACAAUUAUCCGUAUUACGGCUUUGUCAGCAGCAGCAAUGUGUAGUCAAAUUUACAUCCUAAAUGCGGUUACACCAUCGGAACUCUUUCCAACAGCCAUACGUAAUAAGGAAAUUGGUUUUAUCCAAACAUUUAAUCGUAUUGGCAACAUCAUUGCACCACAGAUCUUUGUUAUUGGUGAAUUCUGGGCUCCACUUCCGUAUCUUACGAUGUGUCUUUUUGCCUUGGUUGAAGUAAUUGCAUUCCUGUGGAUCGUUCCCGAAACCAAAGGAAAACCAAUGCCCGAUCGAAUGCCUGGAGAUGAGUAUACUUCCGAUAGAGCUGCUAAGCCUCUGAUUAAGAUCAAUAAAAAUAACGAUGAACGUAUGCCGCUGAAUGAAAUCACAAAGUGAAAAUAUUCCGAAUUUGGUUUUAUCUUACCCUGAUUUUUUUUUUCAAAAAUAAAGAAAAAUGACUUAAGGCUUAUCC